Messenger RNA from Panicum virgatum (switchgrass), 1303 nucleotides. RefSeq names its product signal recognition particle receptor subunit beta-like. The transcript is spliced from 7 exons. Bases 232 to 1002 code for a protein of 256 amino acids. Gene Ontology annotation, biological process: protein targeting to ER. Gene Ontology annotation, cellular component: signal recognition particle receptor complex. Gene Ontology annotation, molecular function: GTP binding. The record is from RefSeq and is a predicted model, not a curated record. NCBI's taxonomy places the organism in Eukaryota, Viridiplantae, Streptophyta, Magnoliopsida, Poales, Poaceae.
CGUAAUCUGCUCGGUCUCUGUUCCCCUCCCCCUAUCUCCCUUUCCUUCUCUGCCACUGCCGCCGCCUCUCGCCGCGUCGCCGGCGGCGGACGACGCGGAGGCUCAUUCCGCCGAUUUUCCAGUCGAGCGGCGGCGGCGGCGGCGGCGGCGGCGUAACCCUCCUGCUCAUCCCCGCCGGCCCUCCGUUCUCCAACGCCCGUCAUCGGCCGCGCAGAUCCGAUCCAAGCAGCCAUGGAUGAGUGGAUUCGCCAGGCCGAGUUGUGGGGGCGCCAGGCGGAGGCCUGGAUCCGUCAGCAGCCCCCGGAGCAGAUCUACGUCGCGGCCGCGGUGGUCGCCCUCACAGUCCUGGUGCUUAUCGCAGCAUCUUGUCUGAAAUCCUCGAAACCGAACACCAUAGUGCUAUCUGGGCUUAGUAGCAGUGGCAAAACUACUCUUUUCUACCAGCUUCGGGAUGGAUCAUCACAUCAAGGAACUGUGACUUCAAUGGAAGAAAACAAUGAUACAUUUGUUCUGCAUUCGGAGAAAGAAAGGAAAGGCAAAGUAAAACCUGUGCAUAUUAUUGAUGUUCCUGGUCAUCCAAGGCUCAAACCCAAGCUUGAUGAAGUCCUGCCUAAAGCAGCUGGGGUUGUUUUAGUUGUUGAUGCUCAAGAUUUCUUGUCCAGCAUGCAAGCUGCAGCAGAGUAUCUGUAUGACAUUCUGACAAAGGCAAGUGUAGUGAAGAAAAGGGUUCCUGUGCUUAUAUUCUGCAACAAGACUGAUAAAGUUACAGCCCAUUCGAAGGAAUUCAUCAAGAAGCAGUUGGAAAAAGAAAUAAACAAGCUCCGCGAAUCAAGGAAGGCCAUUUCAUCAGCUGACAUCUCUGAUGAGGUCCAGCUUGGUGUCCCUGGAGAGGCAUUCAACUUCAACCAGUGCCAGAACAAGGUGACGGUCGCAGAAGGCGCUGGCUUGACCGGCAAUGUUUCGGCUGUCGAGCAAUUCAUCCGUGACUAUGUGGAGGCGUAGAUCCUAAUUGGCUCACAGGAAGACGGCAAGACUCAAAGACAUCCAUUGCGCCAAUCUGGAGUUCCUGCAUAUACCUACCUUUAUCUGGUUUGCUGACCUUUUUAGAGAAUCUUAGCAUUGCAUUGCUAACACCUGACAGUUAAUGGGUAUGAGUGUACACAUCGUGUUAAUUAAGAACUAUACCUGGCUGUAUGGUUCUUCUUUUUCACUAUCCAACUUUGAUACUUCCUUGGUACUGUUUUGUUGCAGCUGGAAUUACACUGAGGGUAUGCAAUUUUUUAGCUACAAAAAGUUUGUGUUA